Messenger RNA from Acanthopagrus latus (yellowfin seabream), 1187 nucleotides. It is a transcript of the gene erg28, whose product is annotated as ergosterol biosynthesis 28 homolog. Gene Ontology annotation, cellular component: endoplasmic reticulum; membrane. Bases 166 to 597 code for a protein of 143 amino acids. The record is from RefSeq and is a predicted model, not a curated record. Gene Ontology annotation, molecular function: protein-macromolecule adaptor activity. The transcript has 5 exons. Lineage: Eukaryota; Metazoa; Chordata; Actinopteri; Spariformes; Sparidae.
UUGGUCAUCCCCACAGUCCGAUAUUGACAGACUUACUAUUGUGAAUGUAACAUCGUACUCGUUUGGCUCGAGUCCUACUUUGUUGUUUUGUAUGCAGUACUUCUUAUUUUACUCUUAGGAGCAUGUUGACACUGCAGUGACAUAUGCAAACGGGUGACUGAAAACAUGAGUCGCUUUCUGAACGUCCUGCGGAGCUGGUUGUUGAUGGUGUCCGUCAUCGCGAUGGGAAACACCGUGCAGAGUUUCAGAGAUCACAGCUUUUUGUCAGAGAAGCUCUACACGGGCACGCCAGAGUUUGUAAAUGGCCUCCAAGCUCGAACAUUUGGUAUUUGGACGUUGCUGUCGUCGAUCAUUCGCUGUGCCUGUGCCAUUGAUAUCCAGAACAAAACGCUGUAUCACAUCACCCUAUGGACAUUUGUGCUGGCGCUGGGCCACUUCCUGUCUGAAGCUUUCAUCUACAAAACUGCCCCUCUGACCAUCGGGGUCAUGGCACCUCUCAUUGUGGCAAGUUUCUCUAUCCUAGGAAUGCUGAUUGGAUUCCAGUGUAUUCCAGAGUCACAGGAGGAAGUCGGAGCACGACAGAAGAAGCGCAACUAAUUUUGCCGCACCCCAUCAAACGCACCUUCACAGUGACCAUCAGACACUUGUGACUGGUCACAGGGUGCUGCUUUUUGCCUUGAAGAACAUGAGAUUCAGAUUUAACUUCCUUACUAUAGCCUAUGUACAUCUCCAUCUGUUCCCGAUGUUGCCCUGGUUUUUUUACUUUCAACUUGACAAUUGUGAUAAAUGUUUCCUUGUUGAAUUACAAUCAUCCUUUUUGCGUCUGUGCUCAUAAGUAAAGGGAGUUUUUGGUUUUUGUAUGUUUGCUUGGUUUUAAAGUUUUGCAGUUGUGGCUACAGCUGUGGUGUUGCCGAGUGAAAUGAUUCAAGCAGAGAUUUCUUUGAGAAUGUUGAUGUUGUUCAAUGUUGUUUUAUUUCACCAGACCACCGCUUCCUGUCCUUUUUUAAUUCAUGAUUUACCAAAGACCUCAGAUGUACAGUAUAAAACUAUGCUCUUCAUUACAAAGUAUCACAAACAAGUAUAUCAGAAAUGAUUCUCGCUGUUGAUUCUGUGCUGUGAAAAGUUUGUACACCCUUUAAAUUUAAGCACAGUGAUUAUCCUAUAAAACAUUUUAAAAAAUGAAAUGA